Molecule: messenger RNA, 1485 nt
Organism: Sorex araneus (European shrew)
Lineage: Eukaryota; Metazoa; Chordata; Mammalia; Eulipotyphla; Soricidae
Gene: MOGAT3
Product: monoacylglycerol O-acyltransferase 3
Exons: 7
Coding region: 405-1427 (340 amino acids)
Biological process (GO): triglyceride biosynthetic process
Cellular component (GO): endoplasmic reticulum membrane
Molecular function (GO): diacylglycerol O-acyltransferase activity
Source: RefSeq, a predicted model, not a curated record
AGGGGUGCAAUGAAAGGGAGCCCAGAGCACCGGUGUGUGGGGGAGGGGGGCUGCAGGAGCCCCCGUGAGCGCCAGGCUUGGCCACAGCCCACAAACCUUGCUGGGACCCUUUGAGAGACCACUGGGCCUGGGGCACCUUCUGGGGGUCGCUGCAGGUCACACAGUCUCAGGGGGCCCCCACAGCGGGGUGGGACCAAUCUGGGUCAUCUCCCCCGUCAGCCCUGGGCACCCCCACCCCCCACAGCCGCACCCUCACUGGCUGACGGAGCAAGUUCAAAGAUCAGGCGGAGGAGAAACGUGGACAGCGGCCGCCCAUCCACACCGCGCCCGGCGGCUGCAAGGGCCCCUGUGCCGCCCUUGAGCAGGAGCGCGGUUCGCCUGGACCCCCGCUAUUGGCUGUCGGGAUGGGGGACCCCACAGGGCCACUCCCCUCCCCCCAGAAGUCCCUGUGGAAGUGGUUUCUGGACGCCCUGGGUGCCUACCAGUUCGUGCUGACCUUCCUGUUCAUGGGCCUGAGCUGCUCCCUCCUCGCCAUCUUCCUCCUCUUCACGCCGCUGUGGUCGCUGUCUGUCCUGUACGGGCUCUGGCUGGCCGUGGACUGGGACACGCCCCUCCGAGGUGGCCGGAGCUCCAAGUGGGUCAAGAACUGGAUCAUUUGGGAACAUCUAAGGGACUAUUAUCCCAUUAAGCUGGUGAAGACGGCCGAGCUGCCCCCCGACCGGAACUACGUGAUGGGCGCCCACCCUCACGGGAUCAUGUGCACGGGGACCGCCUGCAACUUCGCCACCGAGAGCACUGGCUUCUCCCGCUGCUUCCCGGGGCUGCAUGCGUCGGUGGCCACCCUGGCCAGCCUCUUCCGCCUGCCGGUCUACCGGGACUACAUCAUGGCCCUGGGACUGUGCCCCGUGAGCCGCCAGAGCCUGGAUUUCCUGCUGUCGCAGGGCCAGCCGGGGCAGGCUGUGGUCAUCCUGGUGGGGGGCGCCCAGGAGUCCCUGGACGCAAUGCCCGGGGAGCACCGCCUGACGCUGCGGAAACGCAAAGGCUUCGUCCGCCUGGCGCUGAGGCACGGGGCCUCCCUGGUGCCCGUGUACUCGUUCGGGGAGAACGACAGCUUCCGGCUCAAGCGCUUCGCCGCCGGCUCCUGGCAGCAUGUGGCGCAAAAGGCCUUCAAGGACCUCCUGGGCUUCUCCCCCUGCAUCUUCUGGGGGCGCAGCCUCCUUUUCCCGCGCGUCUGGGGCCUGCUGCCCCUGCCCGCGCCCAUCACCACCGUGGUGGGCCGCCCCAUCCCGGUGCCCCGGCGCUGCCAGCCCACCGAGGCCGAGGUGGACCACUACCACCAGCUCUACAUGCACGCGCUGCAGCAGCUGUUCGAGGAGCACAAAGCCAGCUGUGGGGUCCCUGCCUCUGUGCAGCUCACCCUGGACUAGCCCCGCCUCCCGCCUCCGCUCUUCCUCCAAUAAAGCGAGUUCUCUCUCCCGCUGGGGG